GAGUAAGAUCCAACAUGUUAUCGCGCCUAUUCUUAGCCCAGGGGAGGUUCUGUUCCUCGCACCCCUGGGAAGUGAUCGUCUGUACCCUCACCCUAACCAUCUGUAUGCUCUCCAUGAACUACUUCACCGGUCUGCCAAGGAUAUGCGGAUGGAACUACGAAUGUGCACCACAAGUUAAGGAAUCAUCACUUUCUUCUGAUGUGCUCGUCAUGUGUAUCAUGAGAACAUUAGCUGUGGCUUAUCUCUACCUCCAGUUUACUAAGCUGAGAACCACAGGGUCUAAAUACAUUCUAGGUAUUGCUGGUCUGUUUACCAUCUUCUCCAGUUUUCUGUUCAGCAGUGCUGUAAUUCACCUGUUUGGAUUGGAACUCACAGGCUUGAAUGAGGCUCUCCCAUUCUUCUUGCUCCUCAUCGACCUGACCAAGGCCAGCGCUCUCACCAAGUUUGCCCUGAGUAGCACCACUCAGAAUGAGGUGGUGGACAACAUCGCCCGCGGUAUGGCCAUUCUUGGACCCACCAUCACACUGGACACUGUAGUGACCACCUUGGUCAUCAGCAUCGGAACCAUGUCAGGCAUCCGGAAGAUGGAAGUUUUCUGCUGCUUCGGCAUCCUCUCCCUCAUCGCCAACUAUUUUGUUUUCAUGACCUUCUUCCCAGCUUGUCUCUCUCUCGUUCUUGAGCUGUCAAACAGCAACAAGUAUGGCCGACCCGUGUGGCAUCUUGGACGCUUUGCCGAGGUACUGGAGGAAGAAGAGGACAGGAAACCCAAUCCUGUGGUCCAGCGGGUCAAGAUGAUCAUGGCCACUGGACUGGUACUAGUUCACGCUCACAGCUACUGGCUUGCUAGUAACGACACGGAACUGAUGAGUCGAGAUAUGCUCUACGAUGGAAACCUACUCACAGACAAGAAGAUUGAUCCUACCAUGCCUCUAUGGGAGUUCUACGCGACAAGACUAUGGCCUCCCACCCUGGAUUACAUCCUCACUGCUAUCCUAGCAACUGUCCUAGCAAGCCACUACAUCUUCUUCUCUGACUUGGCCAUCUACCCAGAGAAGCGGGUCAGCAUCAUGGAAGGUCAUGAGGUCGUCAACCCUGGAUCCGAUCACGAAGAUGCAUCUGAAGUUGAGACUAUUGGCACACUCUCCUCCUCUCCCUCAACCAGCGAUGUGAGGGUCAUUGAAUCAAUGACCUCUCGCACCCAGGCCUGCCAGACCGACCCGGUGACCGCCUCGCCACGUCAUAGCCGUUCGUCAUCCCCUGUAUCAUCGCACUCUGUUAAACCUGCCAGAUUCACUAUUGGUUCAUCAGGAAGUGGUUCUGAAGAUGAGGAGGAGGAGGUUAUCAAGGAGGAAGAAGUGGAGUGGGUCCUAGAGAAGGAACUUAAGGCUCCCAGACCCAUGCCAGAACUACUGGAGAUCCUUAAUGUUGGGAAAGGACCAAAUGCCCUGACCGAUGAUGAGGUUCAGCUCUUGGUCGGUGCUAAACACAUUCCUGCAUACAAGCUGGAGAAUAUCCUGGAUAACCCUGAGAGGGGCGUGGCGGUCAGGAGGCAGAUCAUCUCCAAGCUUCUUCCAAUUACUGAUGCACUGGAGAAACUACCCUACGCAAGCUAUGACUAUUCAUUUGUAUCCGGAGCAUGCUGUGAGAAUGUGAUCGGUUACAUGCCUGUACCAGUGGGCGUGGCUGGACCCCUCCUCCUGGACGGACAAGAGUUUCAGGUUCCCAUGGCAACCACGGAAGGAUGCUUGGUGGCAAGUACAAACAGAGGAUGCAGAGCUCUUAGAUCUGCUGGUGGUAUUCACAGUGUCCUGAUCGGUGAUGGCAUGACUAGAGGACCAUUGGUCAGAUUACCAAGUGCACAGGAGGCAGGAGCUAUCAAACAAUGGUUGGAGGUCCCAGAAAACUUUGCAGCGAUCAAGGAAAGGUUUGAGUCGACGAGCCGCUUCGCCAAGCUGAAGAGUAUCCAGACAGCGCUGGCUGGUCGCUACAUGUUCCUCAGGUUUAAAGCACUGACUGGGGAUGCUAUGGGCAUGAACAUGAUAUCCAAGGGCACAGAGCAAGCACUCCAUGCUCUGCAGACCAUGUUCCCCAACAUAGAAAUCAUGAGCUUGAGUGGAAACUACUGCACAGACAAGAAGGUAGCAGCGAUUAACUGGAUCGAAGGAAGAGGAAAGUCAGUCGUCUGUGAAGCCACUGUCCCAGCACACAUUGUCCAGCAGGUUUUGAAGACCAGUGCAUCAGCUUUAGUGGACCUCAACAUCCACAAGAACCUCGUAGGCUCAGCCAUGGCUGGCAGUAUAGGAGGCUUCAAUGCACAUGCAGCUAAUAUCGUCACCGCCAUCUACAUUGCAACUGGACAGGAUGCAGCCCAGAACAUUGCCAGUUCUAACUGCAUGACCCUGAUGGAGACCAGAGGACCUAAAGGUGAAGAUCUGUACCUGAGCUGUACCAUGCCAUCCAUUGAGCUAGGAACGGUAGGAGGAGGUACCGUCUUACCCCCUCAGUCAGCUUGCCUUCAGAUGAUGGAUGUGAAAGGGUCCAACAUCCAUGGUUCGGGACUGAAUGCCUCUCAGCUGGCUAGGAUCGUCUGCGCUACAGUCAUGGCCGGUGAACUCUCACUCAUGUCAGCUCUUGCAGCUGGUCACCUUGUCAAAAGCCACAUGAAACAUAACAGAUCUGCCCUGAACAUUGCCAGUCCUCUUCCAUCCAUCGAUGAGGUUGCUACACACAGGAGAAGUAAGUCGGUAGACUUCUCAGCGCUCAAAGAAUCAUCAUCAGCGCCAGGGACAUGCACAGCUAAUGCAUCAUGACAACUUUGCAGCUAAAACCCCCCCCCCCCAAAGAGAAAUGUUGGUCACCAUUCUUGUAUUAUAGCAAUGCACAGAAAAGUGGACGAUUGCACAAUAACUGUGAUGAGCAAGUAGAGGAGUCAUGCAGUUUUGUCUUUU
Strongylocentrotus purpuratus (purple sea urchin) is the source of this 2948-nucleotide messenger RNA. It is a transcript of the gene hmgcr, whose product is annotated as HMGCoA reductase. The record is from RefSeq and is marked provisional. NCBI's taxonomy places the organism in Eukaryota, Metazoa, Echinodermata, Echinoidea, Camarodonta, Strongylocentrotidae. Gene Ontology annotation, biological process: sterol biosynthetic process; coenzyme A metabolic process; isoprenoid biosynthetic process. Gene Ontology annotation, cellular component: peroxisomal membrane; endoplasmic reticulum membrane. Gene Ontology annotation, molecular function: NADP binding; hydroxymethylglutaryl-CoA reductase (NADPH) activity; protein binding.